CUUUCUCCUCGGAUCCAUCAAUUGUCGUGGGCAGUUCCUCGACUUAUGCUAGGCCUUACUCGGAUAUUUCUCUGAUGUCUAUAACUAUAGGAUGGUGGCAAUCGGUGGCCUGGGCUAUUAGCAGAGCGGUGAGUUUAGCAGAGCG
Molecule: messenger RNA, 145 nt
Organism: Acaulospora morrowiae
Lineage: Eukaryota; Fungi; Glomeromycota; Glomeromycetes; Diversisporales; Acaulosporaceae
Source: the annotation of a GenBank genome assembly